This is a messenger RNA of Medioppia subpectinata, 4015 nucleotides long. NCBI's taxonomy places the organism in Eukaryota, Metazoa, Arthropoda, Arachnida, Sarcoptiformes, Oppiidae. The record is from the annotation of a GenBank genome assembly.
AGGCGGCAAACAGUGGCGGUUCGACAAUAAGCCGGCGGAGGGCCGACCCUUUGGCCGCAUGCUUGACGGCGCCUAUCGGGCCAAAAACAAUUGGACAGGCAUUCACUUUCCGGGCGGUGCCGGCGAUUACGGUCCCGGAGCCUUCAUUAUGGUGUAUAAGAAAAAGUGGUCCAAAUGGGGUCGACCCAGUCGUACGCCAGUGGCCGGCGAUAUACGCGACCACCCGGUCGGCGAACUGGACGACGCCGAUGUGGCCGACAGUCCAGAUCACGGGGCGCUCAUUCUGGUGGACCCGAAAAAAGGCCGCUUCGGUAAGAUUAAGGGCCCGAAUGUGUGCUAUCUGGUGAUCCGUAACAAUGUGGCCAAUUGGGACGGGAAGUGCCAACCGGUCGGCGAAGAUGAGAAUAAAUUCCCGCCCGAUAUCAUCGCAGCGGUGCUCAACGCCGAUAAGAACUGGUAUUUCGUCGCCCGUAACGGCACGCACUGUAAGCGCCCGGAUGUGCCCAAAAAGGAGCCUAAAGUAGAGUGCACUCAAUGGGAGCCCAAUAAAGGGCUGUUUGGUUGCGACCAAACGCCAGUGAACGCCGAGUUGAAGGAGUUGUGCCGAAACGCGACCAUCAACUCCGGCGGUACAGUCGAGCCAUUCAUAUAUGUGUUCAAAAACGGCAAGUAUUGGAAGUUUGACAAUAAGCCCAAAGAGGGGAAACCAUUUGGCGAUGUGGUCGAGGGUGAGGGCAAAGUACCCGUCCAUAAGCAGUUCGAUGGCAUGCAUUUGCCGGGCGGCGCCAGUCAUAAUCAGGGCGCUCUCGUCAUGGUGUACGCCAAUAAAUGGGCGCAAUGGGUGCCCAACGAUGGCACCGGUAGUGACGGCGCACUAACCACUAUAUCGCCCGAUCCUAACGCAUCCGCGGGUGAGUCAACAACACCUGCUGCGGGAGAGUCUGAUGGCAAUACUGCCGCACCCGAUGGCGACACAGCUGUCGCCACCACAACGCCAACAGCGGGAGAGGCCGACGAUAAACCCAAGUCCAGCGAUCCGGACGCCGAGGACUCGGCCGCUGCUGACAAGGAUUUGCCCAAAGAGAAGAAGGGGCCGAAGAAAGGCCGCAAACCUAAAGCAGAACCGGAGGACGCGGGCGAUGGCGAGAAGAAACCCUCUAAAAAAGGAACCAAAAAGAAGGGUAAACCAAAAGCGGCUGACGAAGAGACCGGCGCUGACGAGGAAUCGCCCAAAAAAGGAAAGGCAGUUAAAAAGGGUCGCAAACCAUCGAAAGCGGACGAUGAGAGCGAUGAAGAGAAACCAAAGACAGCGUUGAAGAAGAAGUCCAAAGGAAAGCCGAAAGCAGAUCCAGACGGCGAUGACAGCGGCAAAGGAGACGAAGAAUCGCCAAAACCUAAAAAGAAAGGUAAGAGCAAAGGAAAGUCGAGUAAACCUAAAGCCGGAUCUGAUGGCGACGCUGGCGAUGAAGAGUCGCCAAAACCAAAGAAAAGCACUAAAAAGGGCGGCAAACCAAAGGCCGAUCCAGACUCUGAUGGCAAUACUGGUGGUGACGACGACUCGCCGAAGAAAAGCGCGCCGAAGAAGAAGGGCAAAGGAAAGGCUACUAAACCUAAAGGCGGUGACAAUUCCGAUGGCGAAGACGAAGAGAAACCGAAGUCAAAGGGCCCGAAGAAGGGUCGCAAAGGUAAAGCAGAUCCGGACGCUGAAGACUCAGCCGCUGCCGAAUCGCCGAAAGGGAAGGCCAGCAAAAAGGGCCGCAAACCUAAGCCGAGUGACCCGGACGGAGACAGCGGUGGAGAGUCACCGCCAAAACGGAAAAAAGGCGGCAAAACGGGUGGCCGUAAACCGAAAGACGGCGAUCCGGAGGGCACUACUGAAGCCGCGGCUGAAUCGGCACCGAAACCCUCUGCGCGUAAGAACUCGCCGCCCGUUAACGUCAACGAACAGCCAAUUGGCGACGAGAUUAGAGAACCGGAGGGCGAUCUCAACGACUUGGGAGCGCUCAUACCGUCCGGCGAUUCGCCGAAUAAGUUUGCGAAGAUUAUCGACGACGACGUGUGUCACGUGAUUGUCAGAAUGGGAAAGAUGUAUUGGGACGGGAAGUGCAAACCGGUGGCGGAAGAUCCCAACAAAUUCCCGCCCAGAAUUGUGGGCGCCGUCAAGACUCGGGCCGGACAGUGGUAUUACUUCGAUAGGGAUGGCAAGUACUGCACCCGAAAGGAUAGGGAAACCACUGAUUGUAAGGAUUGGAAAGACAACAAAGAGGUGUUUGGGUGCGACGGCGACCAGUCGGAGGCCAUGGAAGCGCUUUGCGACAAACCCAAAAUCAAAGCCGCGGGCAAUCACUGGCCACUGAUAUUGGUAUUCAGGGGUCAAAAAUAUUGGGUGUUUGACAAUAAGGAACAGCCGGGCAAACCAUUUGGCAAACUAAUAACCGGCGCUUUGCCCGCCCGCGACAAGUGGCCGGGCGUUCACCUACCGGGCGGCCAAUCGCACCACAAGCAGGCGAUGGUAAUGGUGUACCGGAACAAGUGGUCGCGUUGGAUGCCGGGUAAGGACCAGACCGAGGGUGACGUCUUUGACGAACCCAUUCUGGAUAAGGGCGACGACGACGACGAAGACGGCGAUGUGGGCAACGCGGGAGCGCUGAUCAAUGUGGACAUUGCCGGCGCCCGAUAUGACCAGACCGAGGGUGACGUCUUUGACGAACCCAUUCUGGAUAAGGGCGACGACGACGACGAAGACGGCGAUGUGGGCAACGCGGGAGCGCUGAUCAAUGUGGACAUUGCCGGCGCCCGAUACGCCAAGAUUAAAGGCGAUCAGGUGUGCAAUCUUCAGAUCACAUACAACCAGAGCGUAUGGAUUGGCGAUUGUCGGCCGGCGCUGACCGAUGCCGAACAGUUCCCGCCGUUCAUUGUGGCCGCCAUUAAGGGAAGAGAUCGUAACUGGUAUUACUUCGACGAAAAGGGAAAGUACUGUAAACGCGCCGAAGGGACCAGAGAUAAGUGCACGGACUGGAAAGACAACGGCGAAGUGUUCGGCUGUAACGCUAAGAAACUGAAGCCCGAGUUGGACGCCCUGUGCGAUAACGUGACCAUCAGUUCGGGUGGCAAUUAUCCGCCGUUUGUGUAUAUAUUUCGGGGCCGGAAGUACUGGAAGUUUGACGGCCAUCACCCGAAAGCGGGCAAACCGUUGGGCGAUCUCAUCAAAGGCAACCGUCCGGCCAAAGAGGAGUUCGACGGCAUCCAUAUGCCGGGCGGCGCCUCCUUCAACAAGAACGCCUUCGUUGUGGUCUAUAAGAACACGUGGAGUCAGUGGAAGCCAAAGGGGGCCGACAUUGGUCUGCAUAAGAAGAUGCGCCGCAACGACAACGAGAUCAAUAACGCGCCGAUAGGGACGGCAACGAUGGAGAUAUUGGGAGAGCCGGACGAUCAGCCCGACGGCGAACCCGCAGAUAAGGGCGCUCUGAUCGCCACCAACGAGAAAAAGGGCCGAUACGCUGUGAUUAGAGGCAAACAGAUCUGCUAUUACCUGAUGACCGACGCCAAGCUCUCGUCGGUCGGCAAGUGUCAGCCCGUUUCCGACGAUAAGAACAAUUACCCGUCGAAUACAAUCGCUGUGCUCAGGGAUAGGGACCGGAACUGGUAUUUCUUUGACAGCAGAGGGAAGUACUGUAAACGAAAGGCCGGAAACAAAGACAAUUGCUCCAAAUGGGUGUCCAAUGAGGAAGUGUUUGGGUGUCGUGUGAAGAGCAAAGUGUCGUUCGUGCAGAGCCUCUGUGGUAACGUUAAGAUCAGCGCCGGCACCAACUUUUCGCCCUUCGUGUACGUGUUUAGAGGCGGGAAGUACUGGAAGUUCAACAAUAGGCCCAAAAAGAACAAACCGUUCGGCGAUAUCGUUGACGGCGGGAAACUGGCCGCAGAGAAGUGGCCAGACAUUCAUUUCCCCGGCGGCGCCGGCUAUCGUAAGUCGGCGUUCGUAAUGGUCUAUCGGGACAAGUGGUCGCUGUGGCGA